Molecule: messenger RNA, 1498 nt
Organism: Toxoplasma gondii ME49
Lineage: Eukaryota; Apicomplexa; Conoidasida; Eucoccidiorida; Sarcocystidae
Product: proteasome-interacting thioredoxin domain-containing protein
Exons: 7
Coding region: 1-1038 (345 amino acids)
Source: RefSeq, a predicted model, not a curated record
AUGUCGCAAGCAAGGGACGUGCACAGUGGCGCAGCGGGUCGCGGCGUUGUCUUUUUGUGUCUCCCAAUACGGAGACAGAUGCGCGUGGUCGGGACAGGUCACGCAGCGAGCCAACAGAAAUACUACACAGAGGCAGUGUGCAUGCAGUGGCUUCGAGAAGCGCAAGGACGUCUGUGUCCGGAACAGGUGUGGCGAGUUUCCCUUGCAACUUCUCGAGAGUCUCUUUGCGAGGUCCCCAACAUAAAACGCUCAUCUGCAUUCAUCUCGCACGUGAAUAAGGCAGCUGAUUCAGCCUUCGACCGCCUGGGUCUCUCGAGGGGCUUCUCAGCAAUCACGGCAUGCUGGGGUGGAAGACAACGUUUUGCAUGUUCCGUCAACAGAAACUUAGGAGACACAAUUUUGAUUUUCCACGGGCUUCGCCGUGUGUCUUCGGCCCGGCUACUUAAAAGAUACGGCAGCAUUGAUACGCAGCGCGAAAAAGUGGUGGAUAUUCACAUCGGCAUCAUGGAGGGCACCAGCUUAAUGUCCCUUAUUGACAAGUCGAAGGUCGAGUGUCUCAACGAGGAUGCCCAGCACUCCAUCCGCGACAUCAUCGAACAGACAUCGAAAUCCGCCUACCUCAGUUCAUCAAAUGAAGACCCGCAGUUGCUCAUCAAGCUCGGCUUCACUAGCCCUGUAAAACUGUCGUCUCUGAUGAUAAAAUCACCGCCCGGAAGCGCUGCAGCCGGAGAGGUGCCCACUACAAUUAAGCUGUUCACCAACAACCUUGCGAUGGGGUUUUCCGAAGCAGAGUCCGAGCCUCCAAUUCAAGAAGUGACUCUCGACGAAAACGAAGUUGAAAACGGAUGUACAGUCCCUCUAAGAUUCGUCAAGUUCCAAACCGUCUCCACUCUCGUCAUUUAUGUGGAAAGUAACAACGGCUCCGACCAGACAAAAAUUUCCGAGAUCAAGGUCUGUGGAGUUCCAACAGAGAAAUUGGAGAUGAAAGAGUGGAAGCCCGUGAAGGAAAGUGAAAGGCUGGCUCCAAACGACACCUGAUCGGACUAUCAAGACAAGCGGCCAGUUCUAGGUACGGCAGACGUCUAAGUUAUGCUUGCUAAUCCUCAUGCUCCGUUUCAAAAGCAAAAUGCAAUCGGGCGAGCUUCCUGUUGUCGCCCACGAUCUUGUCAGCGGUUGUUCCUCAGUUGCAGACAAAAUCGAAUAUAGCCGUCAGCCCGUUCCUGACGUCUCGUGAUCUGAUGAGCGAGCUUGCAAGCAAGUGCCUAAAGCGGCGGUUUUGUGUGUAAGCUCCCCCACAGCAAGCGUUAGGUCGAGCAAAUUGCUCUUUGCCGCCCCAAAUCUGUUAUACUGAAUGAACUAGGUUCCUGCUACUGGACCAGCGGGUGCCACUUGCGGAAUCCCGGGUCCCGACGGUCGAAUGUGUACUGACACUUCAGGUGCUCACCGAGUUGUGUUUCCGACUGUUUUCUGCGCUAGCGACGGAAGUUGGUGAACCGCA